Aspergillus clavatus NRRL 1 is the source of this 876-nucleotide messenger RNA. Its product is annotated as bZIP transcription factor. The coding region runs from base 1 to 876 and encodes 291 amino acids. The record is from RefSeq and is a predicted model, not a curated record. The transcript has 3 exons. Gene Ontology annotation, biological process: regulation of DNA-templated transcription. Gene Ontology annotation, molecular function: DNA-binding transcription factor activity. NCBI's taxonomy places the organism in Eukaryota, Fungi, Ascomycota, Eurotiomycetes, Eurotiales, Aspergillaceae.
AUGCAUCGCUCUUCCAACAACCCAUACAACGAGUCUUCGAACUCGAGAAGCUCAUCCAACCAUAGCACUAGCAGUGCUUUCAGCCCUAAUGCCAACCCCAACGAGGACUGGACCAAGAUCUCUGAUCUUGCUGAGCGUCGCCGUAUUCAGAAUCGCAUUGCUCAAAGAAAUUACCGGAAGAAGUUGAAGCGUCGUCUGGAGGAUCUGGAGAAGCGAGCUGCCUCAGCCUCAGAAUCUCCAGAACGGUCACCGGGGAAGACGGAAACACCCAAGACACAUUCCGUCAAGACUCGGGCCAGAAACAACCGAUCCUCGAAGUCGAGCUCCGAUACGAACAACCACUCCACUACAGAGCGCCUGCCUCCAUACGACUGCUACGGGAGCCAGGAUGAGCGAAGUGGCAUGUUCUCUCACCAAUGCACACGGCAAUUGUCGGCGUCGCCGCCACCCGUGUUCUCCUACCCCUCUUAUCCACACCUGGAUCCUUACAGACAGUCCACCUAUGGGCCGUCGCCGGUGUACAGCUCUAUCGCCAGUACGUACAGCGACUUGUCGUCAUUCCAAGGCGAGUACGGUACACCCGUGCCAUCAAUUUUGCCGCCCACAAUGGCUUCAGGGCCUGUUAAGCGGCCUCACACAUACGCGGAUGAAGAGAUCAUCAACCCUUUCAGCAUGAGCUACGCAACCAUGGCUGGUAUUGACUUGUGCCCGGCUCCUCACCACUCUGCUGAAUCCAACAUAUCUAUCCCAUCUCUCUCACAAAUCUUCGCCGAUGACCACUCCACUCCGUCGACACCGGCAGAGGGGUCCCUCCUCGGGUGUCCACUCACACCUGAAUCGGACCCGUGCUCUCCGCAUUCAUUUCCACUGUUGUGA